Messenger RNA from Orussus abietinus, 478 nucleotides. RefSeq names its product cytochrome c oxidase subunit NDUFA4 (gene ND-MLRQ). Bases 99 to 344 code for a protein of 81 amino acids. The transcript is spliced from 3 exons. NCBI's taxonomy places the organism in Eukaryota, Metazoa, Arthropoda, Insecta, Hymenoptera, Orussidae. The record is from RefSeq and is a predicted model, not a curated record.
UGGCAGUGUAAUUCGCAUUUGGUGCAACGCAAAAAUUACGUAUACGUAAGGUGGGCCAGAAUACUCGGAAAUUGAAACUUGUUAACUACGCGAGCAAAAUGCAGGGUCUCGAUUUGAAGAGCAUAAAAAAGCACCCAUCGCUCAUCCCAUUGUUCGUGUGCUUAGUAGCAGGAGGACUGGGUGCAGGGUUUUAUAUUUUACGAUUAGCUACCCGUAAUCCUGAUGUUUCUUGGUCUCAAAAGAAGAACCCGGAACCCUGGCAGGAAUAUAGGGACAAACAGUACAAGUUUUAUUCACCCGUGCGGGACUAUAGCAAACAAGAGUGCCCAGCUCCUAAGUAUUAAAGUGGUCAGUCAGUAAUUUGUGCAGUUGAAAUAUAGAAAUAAUAUAAUUACUAAGAGUUACUCAGCGUCGCAUUAUGAGUUAAAUAUGAAAACUUAUUGAAUGUACUAAUAAAGUGUGAUCACGUUUGUUUUCA